Messenger RNA from Anneissia japonica, 2846 nucleotides. RefSeq lists its product as uncharacterized. The coding region runs from base 228 to 2444 and encodes 738 amino acids. The record is from RefSeq and is a predicted model, not a curated record. The transcript is spliced from 2 exons. Lineage: Eukaryota; Metazoa; Echinodermata; Crinoidea; Comatulida; Comatulidae. Gene Ontology annotation, molecular function: protein binding.
AUACAGUAUGCAAUAAUCACAAGUUGGUCACAGGUGCUAUACACAAUGCAGUUAUUAAUGAUUUGGACAAUGCCAAUAUAAAGUUAGAAUUAGAAACACUUGAUAUUAGUGGCAAUGAUCUAAAUGAUGUUGAUGGAACAUUACUGGGAAAAUUAUUUAAAAUAGCUCCUAAAUUAAAAUGUCUAGAAGUAAGGGAGUGUAGGCUAUCAGGUUGUACUUUGGGGGCAAUGAUCACAGAAUGCCAGAACAAUGAAGAUACAGUAUGCAAUAAUCACAAGUUGGUCACAGGUGCUAUACACAAUGCAGUUAUUAAUAAUUUGGACAAUGCCAAUAUAAAGUUAAAAUUAGAAACACUUGAUAUUAGUGGCAAUGAUCUAAAUGAUAUUGAUGGAACAUUACUGGGAAAAUUAUUUAAAAUAGCUCCUAAAUUAAAAUAUCUAAAUUUAAGAAAGUGUAGGCUAUCAGGUGGUACUUUGAGGGCAAUGAUCAGAGAAUGCCAGAACAGUGAAGAUACAGUAGACCAUGUUUUGAAACACUACAGGCUUGUACUAAAGGGCAAUGGCCUUUCAGAUAUUGAUGGUACAUCACUUGCUGAUUUAGUCAGGGUAAAUUGUCAUUAUGAAUUUGGUGAUUAUUUUUAUGAUGAUGAUGAUGAUGAUACAAUUUUCAUUCUGAGUGAUUAUUCUCUUACUUUUGAUAACAUAGAAAAGCUUGUUGAAUCAGUAGGUGAAAAUAUAACAUUGGAUUGGGAAAGUAUAGAUCUGAGUAGGAUUAACCUGUCUUCAGUAAGUGGAAUAACAUUAGCUCGCCUAUUUAAGAUCUGCCCAGUGCUGAACCAUAUUGACAUGAGUUACUGCAGUUUAUCAGGCAGCAUUGUUAAUGAAAUGAUGGAAGAAUGUUGUAGGAUGAAUGUAGUAUUCAACGACAUCAUACUUAGUCUAUGGGGCAAUGACCUUUCAGAUAUUGAUGGUAAAUCACUUGCAGAGUUAGUCAGGGUAAUUUGUCUGUGUGAUAAUGAAACUUUCAGUUGGAGUGAUUAUUCUCUUACAGCUGGUAACCUAGAAAUGCUGGUUGAAUCUGUAGGUGAAAAUAUAACAUUGAAUUGGGAUAGUAUAGAUUUGAGUGGGAUUAACCUGUCUUCAAGUGGUAAAACAUUAGCUCGUCUGUUUAAGAUUUGCCCAGUGCUGAAGCAUAUUUACAUGAGUUACUGCAGUUUAUCAGGCAGCAUUGUUAAUGAAAUGAUGGAAGAAUGUUGUAGGAUGAAUGUAGUAUUGGAAGACAACAUGCUUAUUCUAAAGGGCAAUGACCUUUCAGAUAUUGAUGGUAAAUCACUUGCAGAGUUAGUCAGGGUAAUUUGUCCGUAUUAUAAAACUCUCAGUUGGAGUGAUUAUUCUCUUACAGCUGGUAACCUAGAAAUGCUGGUUGAAUCUGUAGGUGAAAAUAUAACAUUGAAUUGGAAUAGUAUAAAUUUGAGUGGGAUUAACCUGUCUUCAAGUGGUAAAAUAUUAGCUCGUCUGUUUAAGAUCUCUCCAAACCUGAUCCAUAUUGACAUGAGUAACUGCAGUUUAUCAGGCAGGAUUGUUAAUGAAAUGAUGGAAGAAUGUUGUAGGAUGAAUGUAGUAUUGAAAGACAAUAUGCUUAGUCUAGAGGGCAAUGACCUUUCAGAUAUUGAUGGUAAGUCACUUGCAGAGUUAGUUAGGGUAGUUAAAAAGUCUCGUAAAUUUUUAAAGUUAAGCAGAAUUGGUCAGGUUAUUAAUGAUGUAUUUGAAAUUGUCAGAUGGAGUGACUAUUCUCUUACAGCUGAUAACCUAGAAAAACUAGUAGAAUCAGUAGGUGAAAAUAUAACAUUGAAUUGGCAAGUGAUGAAAUUGAGUAAGAUUAACCUAUCUUCAAUCAGUGGAAAAACAUUAGCCUGCCUUAUUAAGAUCUCUCCAAACCUGAUCCAUAUUGACAUGAGUUACUGCAGUUUAUCAGGCAGGAUUGUUAAUGAAAUGUUUGUGGAAUGUAGUAUUAUGAAUGCAGUGUUGGAUGUUGAAAUGCUCAAUCUGCAGGGCAACAACCUUUCAGAUAUUGAUGGUAAAUUAUUUGCAGAAAUAAUUAUAGUAUUGCAUAAUCCUGUCGUACCUUUCAGGUGGAGAGAUUAUUUUCUUACAGCUGAUAACCUAGAAAAUCUAGUCAAAUCAGUAGGUGAAGAAAAUAUAACUCUGAAUUGGCAAUUGAUAGAUUUGAGUAAUAUUAACCUAUCUUCAAUCAGUGGAAGAACAUUAGCUUGCCUUGUUAAGAUUUCUCCAGACCUGAUCCAUAUUGACAUGAGUUACUGCAGUUUAACACAUAGGAUUGUUGAUGAAAUGAUGGAAGAAUGCUGUGGGAUGAAUGUAGUAUUGAAAAACAACAUGCUUAGUCUGUGGGGUAAUGACAUUUCAGAUAUUGUAAAUCACUUGUAGCAAAUUUGUUAUGACCAUGUGAAUUGUGUAAAACCAAGCAUACUCCACUGUAUGUAUGUUUAGAUAAAAAUAAUUAAUCACAUGCUUUUAUAUUAUAUACAACAAAUAAGAUAACAAUGCAACUACAAAAUAAUAUACAAAGAAUACAUUCAGUUUUGUGUGAUUAAUAUUUGUUUAUUUACCGUAGUAUCCUUUAAAAUUGAGGCAAUUGACAAAGUAUUGGUGCUGGACCCCUAUUACUCCUGUAUGUACACUAAUGUUAAUAUAUGUGUUGGUAUGUGUGUGUGUGUAUAUUAUAUAUUUUUUGUUGAAGUUUUCAAAAAAAUGGCGAACCUCAAACAACGCAAUCUUUUUUUUUUUUUUUCUUUUUUUUUUGUUUGGCCUUAAAAAUGUCAUUAUGUG